AUGGAAGUAGUCAUCAUCGGUUCCGGAGUCAUUGGGUUACUGUCCGCCCAGUAUCUGGCGCAAGCAGGCCACCGAGUGACAGUCAUCGCUCGGGACCUACCUGGCGACGAGACACAAGACUGGGCAAGUCCAUGGGCUGGUGCAGGAAUUUUCCCCCAACCCGAUACCAAUGGUCGGGACCUACAGGAGGAGACCUUUAUAGAAUUCUGGGCCCUGGCGCACCGCGACCCCACCAGCGGCGUGCAGGUCGUCAAAACCACCGAGUUCUACGAUGACAGGACAGACGACUCGAGUAUCUGGUACCAGAAGUUAGUGCCAAAAUAUCGACGUAUACCGUCCCAAGAUCUCCCCGAAGGCGCCAAGAUCGGCUUUCAAUACCUGUCCAUGACCGUCAACCCGGCGCGGUACCUCCCAUGGCUGAAGAAAAAGCUAGAUGCGGACGGCGUGCGCUUCAUCCGCAAAGAAGUCCACUCCUUCGACGAAGCCGUGCAAGAGUCCGGAGCGAAAACUGUUGUGAACGCGUCCGGGUUGGGUGCUUUCGAACUCAGUAACGACAAGGAUGUGGUAGCUGUCCGGGGCCAGACGAUGCUUGCGCAGACAGACUUCGAUGAGCUGAUGAUGUGGCAAGGCUCACAGUACACGUACGUGAUCCCGCGGAUGUACACUGGUUGUGUGAUUAUCGGCGGAGUUAGCCAGGAGGGGAAUUUGGAUCGAGCGGUGGAUGAGAACCUGAGAUCGGAUAUCCUGGCAAGAGUGAAGAGGCUCACGGCUGGAGGUCUUGAUGCAGUGGAGUUAAAGGCGCAUGUGAAGAAGGAUAUCGUUGCGUUUCGGCCUGCGAGGAAAGGAGGAUACCGUCUUGAGACGGAGGGAAAUGUGGUGCACGCAUAUGGAUUCGGCGGUUUGGGCUACACAUUCAGCCAUGGAGCAGCUCGCCGAGUCCGGGAUCUCGUUAGCUCCCUGGCACAUAAAGGGGGACGGGAGAGUCGUCUCUAG
Messenger RNA from Aspergillus terreus NIH2624, 993 nucleotides. RefSeq names its product FAD-dependent oxidoreductase. NCBI's taxonomy places the organism in Eukaryota, Fungi, Ascomycota, Eurotiomycetes, Eurotiales, Aspergillaceae. Gene Ontology annotation, molecular function: D-amino-acid oxidase activity; FAD binding. Bases 1 to 993 code for a protein of 330 amino acids. The transcript has 2 exons. The record is from RefSeq and is a predicted model, not a curated record.